Messenger RNA from Penaeus indicus, 7745 nucleotides. It is a transcript of the gene elg1, whose product is annotated as ATPase family AAA domain-containing protein 5-like. Gene Ontology annotation, cellular component: nucleus. Gene Ontology annotation, molecular function: DNA binding; ATP hydrolysis activity; DNA clamp unloader activity. NCBI's taxonomy places the organism in Eukaryota, Metazoa, Arthropoda, Malacostraca, Decapoda, Penaeidae. Bases 596 to 6334 code for a protein of 1912 amino acids. The transcript has 15 exons. The record is from RefSeq and is a predicted model, not a curated record.
CCCGGAUCGCAAAUGUAAACAGAAGAAUCUAACUUCAAAAUAAGUAGGGAAUAGUAGACCCUCCAGCAUUUUACUCAUGAUUGGAGAAACCUGACUCCCACCAUGCCGAGUGCCACUGAGGUGCAGAAUAUCCCCCCACGGGAAAAGGGGCAAAGGGGUAUAGACUCCUUUUUUAAGAGCCCAAAAGCAUCUCCUGUAGUCAAGGACAAGAAAGAUCUGUUUUCAUAUUUCAAGAAAGUAAACAGCAGUCUAGACCAAUUAAACGGAACAAGUAAUAAAAAGGAGACCAAAGAAGAGGAAGGUUUGGAUUCAGGUGUUGUUGAGCAGGAAAAGGAGGAGGUUGAAAUAUCAGGAAAUGGGAGUGAAGUUGACAUAACAGUUGAUGUAGAGAGUGAAGCAAGUGAGACAGAACAAGGAUGAGCAAGCAUCGUCCCAGACAGAUGGGUCAUCCACUGAAGAUUUAGUUGAAGAGGAGUCGAGUGCAUCUGUGUCUGAAGAAGAACCGGAGGUGUUAGAGGUAGUAAAGGAGAAAGUAUGUAAGAGCAGUGAAAAACCUACAGAAGGGAGUUCCGGGAGACAGAACAUCUUUGCAUUCAUGAUGGCUAACAGAGGUAAACAAAAUGAAGUGUUGAAGGAAAUGAGAGAAGAGGAGGAAUCGGCUAAAAAUGACUGCUCAGAAACCUUGCUGAAUAAGAAAGGUGUUACUAGUAAUAGUGAGGAAGAAGAAUGUGAUGGCAAGAAAAGUAAAAAGGUAAAUGAAUCAAACAAUACUGCACAGGUGGAUGAAAAUAAAGUAAAGAAGAAAAUAGGCAAAGAGAAAAGGACAGUACGUAGGAACAAGAAAUCUGUCGGAAAAAAUGUGCAAUUGACAGAGACCGAAUCGUCGUCAGAAAGCUGUGAAGAGCUUGAAGUAGUUUUCGAGAAAAAGGAUGCCACUAGUAAAAGUAAUUCCCACACUCCAGCCAUACCAUCCAAAGCCAAACUUAAUACAGCCCCCACAUCAUACUCUGGUGGAAAUGCUUUUGCUUUUAUGAUGGCAAAUAGACAUAAGCAGGACAAAGCUCUUUCAGAGAAUGAAUCAGGAAAAGGAGAGACCAGUGAGGGUGACAAUAAUGAAAACUCGGACGCUCCCACAGACAAUACAGAGAAGAAGAAGAACAAAGGAAGGAGUAGAAAGAAAAAGCAAGAAGAUCUAGAUUCAUCCCUAGCUGACUUUGAGGUUUCAGAGAAAGAGGAACCAAAGAUCAGCAAGCCGAAGAAAACCGUAAGGAAGAGGAAAACAAAUACUGCAGUUUCUGGGCAAUCAGAUCCUCCAGUUCAGGCAUCUGAAAUCAAAACAGAAGAAGGACAUGGACUACCCAAGAUUCCAAUUCAGACAACUGAAACCAAAGCAGAAGAGAAAGUCACAAAAAAAAUUAAAGAGACUGUCUCCAAAAACAUAUCCGAAACUACAAAAACGGAAGGUUCACAAAGGAACCCUAGUAACAUUGCAAUGUCAGAUCAUGAAGAGAAAUGUCCAACAAGGAUUAAGGAUGAAAGAGAUGCACCUGAAACAAAGCCUCCUACUGAGACUGCAGAAGGUGGAGACAACAAUGUUAGGCAAAAGAAUGUUAAAGUGAAAGUUCCCAAGACUAAGAAAGUAAGAGGAAAACAGAAAAUUAGCAGUCAGAAUAUAGUAUUAAAAGACAAAGCAGAACAAGUAACAAACAAGGUGGCAGAGAUCCCUGUUGAAAAAAAUACAGAAGAAAGCCAGAUCACUUCAGAAAUAGUAGAGAAGGAGAAAAGGGCUAAAAGCAAGAAAAAUGUAUCUACUGUAGAAGUCUCCAGUAUGGAGAAUGAUGAAAGAGUGAAGAUUGAACCGACAGAAGCUGAGGAACCACCAAGGAAGAGGAGAAGGAAAAAAGUAGACUAUGCAGUAGACUCUGAUCAAGAAGAAAUCAUUGAUCAUAAAACAAGCCACAAAACUAAUCCUGAGGAAACAGGAGACAAAGAGCACACUAUAACUGAUGCAGAAAAUAGUUCAAAGAAAGGAAACAUUUCAACCUUCUUUAAAAAGAUCUCCAAAGAAGAGAAAGCAGUUGAGAGAAGCAAGAACAUUUUCACAGUCAAGGCUGAUGUUCACGCUCCGUGUGAUGGAAUGCUAGAAUCCAGCAAAAUGGAACAUGCAGCAAAGAGAAAGAAAGUACAAGGUAACGAAACUGCUGAUAAAGAGAAUGUCAGUGACAUCCCCAAAGACAAAAAGAAUGAUAGAAGAAUCAGUAGAAGGAUAAAGAAGAGACAAGAACUUGAGGAGCUAAAUAAGAUAGAAUUACUUGAGCAGAUUACACCUACUAACUCACCCAUAAAGUUACCAGCACAGAAUUUAAGAGAGAUUAAUAUAACGAGUAACGAUUUACCAAAAAAGGAAAGGGGGACGGGCACUAUGAUAGAGGCAGCAGCAGUGGAGAGUAAAGCCUUUGAAACAAAGAAUAAUGUUGCAAAGAAGAUAAGAAAUAAGGCAAGUAAGAGAAUAUUGCAAGAAGAAGAAAAUGAUUGCACCAAAAUAGAAGAGAGUAAGAAUGGAGAUGAGGCUAAGAUUCCCUUGGAAGACCUUCCUGUAAAUGAAGAAAACACAGAAAAGAAGGGACCUGCAAAGAAAUCCAGAAGAAGACUGUCAAGGAAGGCUGUCAUUGAACCUCCAGAUACAGUGGACCAAACCGUCCUCCCAAAAGAGAAUACCUCGCCCAAAUCCAUAGUAGAAAGUAUAGAAACUCCGCCCUCAAAGCUCGAUGCCACAGAGGACGAGAUCUUUCCCAAAAGCACCAGAGCUACCAGAGCCAGGAAUCUAAACAAAUCCGCACAAGAUAGUAAUACUGACACUGAUACAAGCAUGGGGUCCAGGAAGAGAUCACCGAGAACGAGAGAUAGCCUGUUAUCGGAAUCCAUGGAGAGUGAGGAUGAUAAGGAGAAUGUUGUUCACUACACGUCUACGCUUAUUCAGAAACCUGGGAAACUGAGCCUGAGAUUGAAGAAAGUUCAACCAACUUUGAAGACCAAAACCAGAGGAAGAAAAUCUUUAAGUCUAAAGCACAAUAACGUAGCCGAGAGUUGCCCCGCGCAGGCCAAAGCUCGAGAACUUGUGCAAAAGGCUAAACUAGCCAAAAGGAGUCCCAAGGGAAAAGUCAAGAGAUUGAGCAUGAGUAGAACAAAAAAGAAAACUCUGAGCAAUAAUGUUGUGAAGAAGAUAGUUGAACAGAAUGUAGUACAAGUUAAUAUGGUACAAAUUGAUAAUGAUGUGGUCCUCAUUGAUGAAGAGGAAGCUUCACCAGUCAAGCCAACAAAGAAGAAAAGGCAGAUGCUUCUCAAGCCUCCAACUGCAUCAACUCCCAAAACAAAACUGGUAAAAAGGAAAGUCAUCAGGAGUAAAAAAGGAAAUCAAAAUGCACCAGAGGAAGUCGAUGUUCUGGAAGACACUGUUGGCGAGUCUUCAAGGAGAUCCUCACGGCAAGCAGCAGCAAAUGCAAAAAAGAUGAUAGAAGAACAGCAGGAAAUUGAAGAAGAAGUAAGAGUUGAGAAGACUAAGAAGGCUGAGAAAGAGAAACCAGUGAAAGAAUCCAAGCUUGCUCCAAUAUUUUGUAAGAAGAAGAUUAUAGAACUCUCACCUUCAAAAUUGAAGGCACGACAAGACUUCCUACAGUCUGGUGUCCCUGAUCAGAUCAAGAAGCAAGUGUUGAUUGAGAAGAGUCAGGAGGAAGAAGUCAGUGAGUGGCCACCUUUCCCAGCUGUCAGUCAUGUCCAACAGAAGAGUGAUACUGAUAGUGUAUGGAGUCUUGCCUCUCCAAAUAUUGAGAAGCUGAAGGAAACAAAUGAAAGUGAUUCCUCUGUAGUGCCACUGGGAACAAAAAUAUAUAGCACUGAUAUGAUGUCCAAAUUAAACAAAGAUAAAUCUAGUACAAAAUUGGGAGUGGGUAAUAAUCCAACACUGGACGUAGCAAGCAUCAUCGCAAUCCUCCUCAGCCUGAAGAAGGAAAACCCCUACUUUCCGGCACUCUCAGUCUUCAAAUCCUACCUAGACUUGAAGAAGGAAGCUGUAGAUUUGUAUAAAAAAGAAUUAGAGAAGGAAGAAUCCAAGAUUAAAGUAAUAGACCUGGAAGAAGAAGAGGAAGAGGCCAAAAGAGGAAAGCGCAAGAGGAGAAGCAAGGGGUCAGGAGGAAGCAAAAGAUCGAGACUAAGCGGAGCAAAAGGGAAAAAGAAGGAAGCCGAGGAAAAGGGUGAAGAUAAGGACACGUCACUUCCCUUGUGGCAGGAGAGAAUUCCACACGCAUGGACGCAAGUUUUUUCACCCAAACACACCAAUCAAGUCAUCGGUAAUACAGGUCAUGUCAGAAAAAUGAAGAUGUGGCUACAGGAGUGGAAAAGAAAGUCGGAGAUAUAUGCCAAUAAGGAGAAGAAUGGAAAGAAGAAAAAGACAUUUAGAAAAGACGAUGACUUCCUGAUAUCUGAUGAUUCCAGCAGUUUUGGUGACGAUGGUUUUGUCAACACGUUUUUGUUGUCAGGACCUCCUGGUAUUGGCAAGACCUCAGCUGUAUAUGCCCUUGCUACAGAGCUUGGUUAUAAGGUGCUGGAGGUGAAUGCAUCCUCAAGACGACAGGGAAGACAGGUCAUGACUCAGUUAGCUGAGGCCACGCAAUCUCACUCGGUGUCUAGCAAAACAUCCCAGCAACCUGCCAACACUUUGACGGCCAUGUUUGCGGCCAAGGCAUCAGCUGAUACUAAGCCGUCUCCAAAGAAAGUAAACCUCCAUGAAGAAAGCCAGAAUUCCAACAAAGAUUUGGAGAGCAAAAAGAAAGUGGCACUUGUUUUGUUUGAAGAUAUUGAUAUUGUUUUUGAAGAAUGGGAUGAAGGUUUUAUUGCGACAGUAAACAAUUUCAUGGCCACUAGCAAGAGACCAAUUAUCUUGACUGUCAGUGAUUCAUCACCAAAUGUGCUGGCCAAAAUAAAGGGAAAUUAUGAAAAAUUAGACUUCGUAUCCCCUCCAGAGGAUCUUAUAGCGCAUCACCUGCAAUUGGUCUGUCUUGCAAAUGGCUACCAUAUAUGCUUAAAAGAUGUACGAACCCUUGUUCAUGUCAACAAAAGGGAUGUCCGACAGUCAUUACACGAUCUUCAGCUUUGGUCGAUGUCUGGCUCGUCAUUCCAGAUAUGCGAUUGUCUGGAAAAUAGUCAGAAGGAUGAUUCUGAGACAAACAGGGAGGAAGAGAAUAGUAAAUCUUCUAAAGUUGUGAAAGAUUUAAGUCUUGGUGACAUAUUCCCGGAUGCUGAUCAGUUAGAGACUUCAAAUGUAGAAUUAUACGCAUCUGGCCUGUUGGGGAAAAUCAAAGGAAGUGCAGUGUUUGACAGCAAAGCAGACCUCCAUUGUGAUAGAAGAAAAACGACUCUGGAAAAACAGCGGAAGUCCAACAGGAACAUCAGCUGGUCCCAGAUUUCAAGCAACCUCCCCUUACUCCUCCCCCUUCCUCUCACUGAGACAGAGGAGACAAAGCCCAAGUAUCCUCUCCAGCCUGAUGAUCCCCUCCUCAAGACCACACCCCUGUGGCAGAGACACAGUUGGCUUUCAAUUGAUGAGGAUGAAGAAGAGGUGGAACAGCCGCCUGUGACGGAGGAGAAGGAGGAAAAGGUGGAGGUGGAAGAGGAGGAGAAGGAAGUAAAAGAAAAUACUCAAAAGAUUCCUCCCAAUGUACAAAAAUCGUCCAGACAAUGUCUAGAGUCCAUGGCCCGUCUUUAUGACACUAUUGCCCAGCUGGAUGUCCUUGACUCAUCUCAGUUAGAAACUUAUCCUGGAAAGAGGAUAGAGGAACACGGAUGGUGGACCAGGCAGCCCACAGCAGGACUUAGUGACGAACAAGAUAACUGUGAUCUUCCCUGGGCGCCUCGUAACCUGACCAACGAUCUUGUCCAGUUCGUAGGCCAGAGAGCUGUGAAAUACUGUCAUGAAGAAUUAUCAGCUGCACUACCCAAAGAUUCAGUAACGGAGUGGCCUCAGUUGUGUCUCACGAUCCAUAAUGAUAUGAGGGUACCAAGCCUGAUACCACAUGAGUCCAAAGCUAACAGCCUCAGGCAAGAACAUCGACGUAUAGCAGCAACCAUAACUUCAUGCCUGCCAGCCAUUAAUUAUCUUAACAAAAAUACAUCCACGGAUCACUUACCCUGUAUACGAAGCCUCAUUAGAUAUGAUGAGCUUAGUGCCGCAAUAAGUAAAAACAGAAGAGGAAGGAGAUUUUUAAGCAAUGUUGCACACUUAGGCAUAGAUUUAUCAGCUGAGGAAAAAUUAAAAACGGCCAAUGCACUCUUAAGCUAGCCAUUUUUGUAGACUUGGGAGUCUUUUUACACAUUGUAAUUAUAAUUCUUUUACUGUAGCCAUUUAUUUUUUAUUUAUGAAAUAUCUAUGCUAGUAAAUGAAAGUUUAAAAAUUCAGAUAAAGUUUUAAAUAUUUUAAGAAAUAUUAAGAGGUUAUUUUAGGUAAAUAUUCACUUUUGUGUCAUUGCAUCUCAUAUUUUUAUAAUCAUUGUAUCAUUAUUUUAUAAAGUCGUAUCAUGGAAAAUAGUAAAAUUUUAUAAUAUAUAAUCUGAUAGUUUCUUUGCUAAAACCAGUUCUUAUUUAUAGUAGCCAAAAUAAUUUAAUGAUAUGUCACUAAGUGACCUUGUUAGAUAUCUAUUUUAUACUGUUGAAAAUUCAGGAGUGUUGUAUAGUAUAACACCUGUGCAAAACUAUAACUAAUUUUUUCAUAUAUUUCAAAUGAAAUCUUUAGUAAUUUUUUUUCAUUGUUCUGCAGUUCCCUCCUAUAUUUCACAUAUUUUUCAUCUCAUACCAUUCACUAAUCAGAAAUGCCAUUGUUGAUUAGUAAGUCCAUGCCUGCCUCAUAAUGCUAAAGUCAAACACUCAAGAUGUUAGGGAGGGUAUUUAACGAGGGCAAAGUUGUUUAUAAUCUGAUUAUAGGAGUUUCCAGGCAUAGGCAAAGUCAAUAUCAUCUGCAUGUCCAUAGUUCUCUCGUUUCUCCUUUUCAGAUCAUAUUUUUUUCUCUAUCUCCUGUUUUUUGUUUCAAGGUGAGUUCUUGCUAUCUUACAUCUCUUUCCCCCUAUCUUCUAUCUUCCUUUUAUAUAUAUAGAAAACCAGCCUUGUAUAUGUCAAGUGCAUGAGAAAACAAAUUCCUAGCAGACAUUCAUUUUGGACUGUUAUAGCAAAGGUUUGAUUUACUCGUGUGAUAAGGAUCUGGUAAGUAUUUGACAUGCUCAUCUUGGUGUGAGCAGGAUAUGAAUAUGAUACUUUAUUUUUUAUUAUUAUUUAUAUGAUUACUUCUAGGAAAUGCAUAAUUUUUUUUAGGUCAAUCUGAUUGCUUUUCACAUGAAAUUAAUUCUGAACUAGUGUGUUUGUAGCUUUAAGAGAGAAAAUUGCAUUUUCUAGCACCAGUUUCUGUAGGUCCAAUGCCAGAUUGAUUAGUUGAUUUCAUGGGAUGAAUCAAUUGAUUUUUAUAUUUUCAUGCCUUCAGACAUGUCAUAUGUAAAUAACAAUGACAGUUUUCAUUAAAGUGUGCAAUAGUUUGUAAGAUAAUUGUAUGAAUGAGUUCAAAAUUUGUUUUAUGUUUUGGAUAUUGUAUUUUAGUGUUUACAGAAAAGUGGCCUUAUUUUUAUUUAAGUAAUAUCUGUUUUACUUUAAAUACAUAUAUCUUAGGCCAUGGGAAUGUACAAAUUCUUUUAAUAAAUUUCAGAAAU